GCUCAGGCCCCCGGAAGUUAGCGAACUCUUCCGGAAGUGCGCUUCCUCUGUGGAUGGAGGCUCCUGCCAGACGGUCGCCACCGCGGAGCAGACGGAGCCGCCGCACCGGGGAAUGGUGAGGCCGCGGGGCCACCGCGUCCCGACGUGCUGGACUCCGGACUGAUGGCGUCAGGCACGGCGAGCCGCUCUGAAGACGAGGAGUCGCUGGCGGGACAGAAAAGGAGCUCGUCACAGGUCUCGGGCACCAUCCCCAAACGGCGGAGCUCCUCCAGGUUCAUCAAGAGGAAGAAGUUCGAUGAUGAGCUGGUAGAGAGCAGCCUCGCCAAGUCGUCCAGCCGGGCCAAGGGGCCCAGUGGGGUGGAGCCCGGCCGCUGCUCGGGCAGCGAACCCUCCUCCAGCGAGAAGAAGAAGGUCUCCAAAUCCGUCUCUGCACCCGUCACCCCGAGCCCGGUCCCGAACCCCAGCCUCCCCAAGCGGAUGAAGAAAAGCAAACAGCCCCUGCAGGUGACGAAGGACUUGGGCCGCUGGAAGCCUGCGGAUGAUCUGCUGCUCAUCAAUGCUGUGCUGCAGACCAACGACCUGACCUCGGUCCACCUGGGCGUGAAGUUCAGCUGCCGCUUCACCCUGCGGGAGAUCCAGGAGAGGUGGUACGCGCUGCUCUACGACCCGGUCAUCUCCAAGCUGGCCUGUCAGGCCAUGCGACAGCUGCACCCCGAAGCCAUCACAGCCAUCCAGAGCAAGGUGCUGUUCAGCAAAGCCGAGGAGCAACUGCUGAGCAAGGUGGGAUCGACCAGCCAGCCCACGCUGGACACCUUCCAGGGCCUGCUGCAGAAGCACCCCGAGGCGUUCUACCCGGCGCGCACGGCCAAGGCCCUGCAGCUCUACUGGCAGCUCCUGAAGCAGUACUACCUCCUGGACGACCAGACAGUGCAGCCGCUCCCCAAGGGGGACCAGGUGCUGAACUUCUCGGACGCGGAGGACAUGAUCGACGACAGCAAGCUGAAGGACGUGCGGGACGAGGUGCUGGAGCAUGAACUGACCGUGGCCGACAGGCGCCAGAAGCGGGAGAUCCGACAGCUGGAGCAGGAGCUCCACAAGUGGCAGGUGCUGGUGGACAGCAUCACGGGAAUGAGCUCCCCGGACUUUGACAACCAGACGCUGGCUGUGCUACGGGGGAGGAUGGUGCGUUACCUCAUGCGCUCCCGGGAGAUCACACUGGGCAGAGCCACGAAGGACAAUCAGAUCGAUGUGGACUUGGCGCUGGAGGGGCCCGCCUGGAAAAUCUCCCGCAAGCAAGGCGUCAUCAAGCUGAAGAACAACGGGGAUUUCUUCAUCGCGAACGAGGGCCGGCGCCCCAUCUACGUGGACGGGCGCCCCGUGCUGGGCGCCAGCAAGUGGAAGCUCAACAACAACUCGGUGGUGGAGAUCGCCAGCCUGCGCUUCGUCUUCCUCAUCAACCAGGACCUGAUCGCCCUCAUCAAGGCCGAAGCUGCCAAGAUCCCCCAGCAGUGAGGGGCCCUGCUACCGUCCGGUGUCCGCUGGCUUCACCCGCUGCAGGCGUCCAGCCCGCUCCUUUCCCUGGGGCCGCCCGCUCCCCUCUGGCUGGGCGCGGGGCCUGGGGCCGACCUUCCAAAUAAAUGUGUCCAACCUGC
Molecule: messenger RNA, 1652 nt
Organism: Mauremys reevesii (Reeves's turtle)
Lineage: Eukaryota; Metazoa; Chordata; Testudines; Geoemydidae
Gene: MCRS1
Product: microspherule protein 1
Exons: 14
Coding region: 163-1512 (449 amino acids)
Biological process (GO): positive regulation of transcription by RNA polymerase II
Cellular component (GO): MLL1 complex; Ino80 complex; NSL complex
Molecular function (GO): G-quadruplex RNA binding; protein binding
Source: RefSeq, a predicted model, not a curated record